AUUAGACUUUCUCCAAGGCGUAAAUAACGUCAGUAAUUAUAUACAGAAAUAUACACUCGAAAUAGAGGUAUGCACUAGAUAUUUCCCUAUAAUAGUACCGUAACUUUUCUACUGGUUGAAAUUAAUUAGAACACUGCUGCAAAAAUUGUCAUGCAAGCUUAACGGUCCAAAUUAAGAACCCAGCGCUGUUAUGACCUACUGAAAGCAUUGUCUAUCUUUCUUAAACAUUAUGAUCUUACACUCUAGAAUUUGUGAUUUAUAUAAUGCCCAUAUAUAAUAAAAUGAAUGCAUAUAUGCAUACUUCAGGAUGUUCACCCGCAACAACAGAAUGGAUUACCAACUGUUCUUUAACACAAGGGGAGCUUUUAGACCUGUGGGCUGGAAUGGACUGGUUGCAGUACUAUGCUUUUUUGAUGUUUUCGUGAUCCUCUGGGAGAAAGAUUAUCUGUCUGAUAUGAUGCUUCUAUCGAUAGUAAUAAUAUUUGCAACUGGCCGAUUCCUGUCUGGGCUGAAACUGAACAUAUGCAAUCCGCUACGCCGUGCCACGUCACUGUGGAGCCCCUUGGUUGCAAUCCUACUGACGGCUCCACCUCUGUACAACGGAGGGAUAGGCCCAUUGACCAGUUGGAUUGUAUUCACAGCACUACUUGUGCCAGUGCUAUUGGUGACAAUAAGCAGGCUACGGUUCACCAGAAUCGUCAAACUAGCGGAUAGUAUUCUUGGCAGAAAACAAAAACUUUGGCGCCGAGUUUUUAUAAACUUGUGCAUGAUUGCUGCGCUAGGGAUGCAGGUGUACAUGCUACACUUAGAUCCAUUCAUGAACAUGUCCCUUAUCAUGAUAGUCCAAGUGUGUGCCUUGGUGGUGGUGUCAUUUGGCAACUUCCAGGUUCCAGCAGCAGUGUUAAGAAUCUGCCUAGCAAGCUUGAGCUUACAGCAUAGCUACAAGGAUGACCAAGAGAACCUGGCAGCAUCUCUUGAAAUCUUCUAUUGGAUGGUGCUUGGACAAGGAAUCCUUUAUGCUGUGGCUUGCAUGCUCGAGUUCUUUUCGUUCAUCCCGCGGAGGUCCCUUGUCCACUGUGGUGUAUUUAGAGGUCAGUGGGGAGUGGACUCCGUAAAUCUGUACUAUGCAUAUGCCCUAGAGAAACGCAUGCAAGAAGGUGUGCUUGCUCCAAAGAAGAUCAGCCUGAGUAACUUUGCCAUGGAUUCUCUAAACUCCAAUUCAUCCAAGAAUCAGCUCUAUGGUAUUCGGAUGAUGCACAGCUUUCUGCAAAGGGAGCCAACCAAGGCACAGCUACUUUCAAAACUCACCACUUCUACCAAGACGGUGGCCAGAAUAAUCAGGAUGUUGAAUUGGACAAGUCCAAAGGAUACAACUAUCAGACUGUAUGCCGCGAAGGUCACCGCUGAACUUGCAAAAGACCUCCAUGUUGUUACCUUCCCCGGUACAAUGCAGCUUGUAUCAGCACUUCUUGAUGCUGAUAGCAGACCGAGAAGAAGAAAUCCACUUCUGGACACAGAUGAUGAGCAAGAAGAAAGACAAGAUCAAUUUCUGAAUAGAGAAGAUAACCGGGAGCAAGAACAUCAUACAGUAAGGGAUGCAGCUGUUAACCAAUCGCAAAGACAAGACCCACUUCAAGACACCAAUAACCUACUUGAAGAAACACAAACAUGCUCGACCCAACAACCUUUCGUCGACAAACAGAACUCUUACAUAAUCAGAUGCUGGCAGUGGAUGAAAAAAUUAUGUUCAAUUCCCAAGGAGCAGCUGUCGGCAGACCAUGAUCUUCUCCCUGCACUGGCCAUGUCGAUAAUUGAAAGUCUUGCUUGGUGUGAUCAGGAAAACUGUGUGGAAAUUAACAAUGCGGCUAACCUCAUCCCGAAAAUCAUAGGAUUCACGAGAUUCAAACAUGCCAUGAACACUGUGGAUACCGAGGCAGAACAAAAGGUCAUGUUGAAGUCAUCACUGAAGGUGCUGCAAAGACUCACAGGUAUUGGUGGGGAAAUUGGCAUAACACUUCGGUACAAGAUAUCAAAACAUCCCUUCCUAUUGAGAAACCUUUCAGAAAUCUUGAAAGACAACAGAAGCAGCCAGGAAUCGAGAAAGUUGGUGACCGGAAUCCUCAGGAACAUUGCCAUUGAUGGGAACAUAAGGCAGGACAUUGGUCGCAUUCAACUGAUCAUCACCAGGCUGAAGCAGACAUUUCUCAAUGAAGAAAAUCCCAUGAUCGCCAAUGCUGAUCACUUGUCACGGAAGGUCGCGGGGCAAGCACUGGCAAUGUUGACGACAGAAAGUGCCCAAAAUUGCUUGAUUGUGUUGCAGGAACCAGACUUCAUUAAGAAAUUGAAACAUAUGAUCUUGAUCCAUGAUGGCAAGUACAUAUAUAUGGCAGCAAGUCUGUUACGUAACCUGUGCCUGCACUCUCAACACGAGCUCAGAGAGCCGGACCUGAAGGAGCUAUCUCAUAUCUUGCGAGAGGUGUUGGAGAAAAUAAUUGACGUGGAAGGGGCAGAACUAGAGAUCAUCAUUGGCCUUAGUUCACUAAUUUGUAAAACCAUUCCUGAAGACUUUACCCAAGAACUAGAAGGCGGCCAGAUUAAGCGAAGAUUUGUGAAAAGGCUCGUCGAUGUGUUGAAUGCAAAUACGGAACCUGGCGCUAAUUGUCCUGGGAUCAGAAGGGUUAUACUUGAGCAGGUCAUUUACAUGAUGGAGUCCAAUUAUCGCUAUGCGGACUGUUUCAACGAAUUCAGGAUGACAGAAGCCCUCUCAGUCGUCGAACAAACACUGUCACACGCUGAGAACUACAAGUUCUUCUUGGGUGAUGCAGGUUUCAUGGAGUACAACACACCUAUCUCCGCUCUUGUGCAAGAAUGCAGGUGUGAGGAGAAAAAGAACAAUCUUGGCUUUAGAGACACAAGUGGGAACAGGGAAAUUUUCAUAAAGUUGGUGCCGAUGCAGUGA
Triticum dicoccoides is the source of this 2959-nucleotide messenger RNA. RefSeq lists its product as uncharacterized. Lineage: Eukaryota; Viridiplantae; Streptophyta; Magnoliopsida; Poales; Poaceae. The record is from RefSeq and is a predicted model, not a curated record. Bases 308 to 2959 code for a protein of 883 amino acids. The transcript has 5 exons.